This is a messenger RNA of Pochonia chlamydosporia 170, 609 nucleotides long. Its product is annotated as membrane-associating domain-containing protein. The transcript has 2 exons. The coding region runs from base 1 to 609 and encodes 202 amino acids. Lineage: Eukaryota; Fungi; Ascomycota; Sordariomycetes; Hypocreales; Clavicipitaceae. The record is from RefSeq and is a predicted model, not a curated record.
AUGUUGUUCAUGAUAAUCUUUGUGUGCACUCGCAUAUCCCAAAUCGUCACUUUGAUACCUCCCAUGGGCAUGCUCGCCUGGUUCAUCAACAUAUUCGUCAACCACAACGCCUUGACCCCCGAUUCGAUCCUCAUCCUCUUUAUUCUCGUCGUUCUCGCCCUGGCUUGGGCCGUCUUCACGCUCUUCAGCUACCACCGCUCAUCUGCAAACGCUCGCUUCAUAUCUCUGGUCGAUCUUUGCUUCAUGGGUGCGCUCAUUGCUGGUGUUUAUGAAAUGCGAGGAAUCGCAGACGCCGACUGCACCAACCCUGACUCGAGCUCCGUGUGGUACGCGCCAAAUCACAUUCCCGUCCCCAACUGGGGCUGGGAGACGGGCAAGCCCUGCUCCAUGCUCAAAGCUAGCUGGGCCUUCGCCAUUAUGAACAUCAUCUUCUUCGCUACCACGGCCCUUGCCGCCUUUAGCCACGGCGAUCACUACGAUGAGCGCGUCGUUUAUGAGCGCCGCCGCACCCACUCCAGCCGCCACAGCCAUCGUCACAGAAGCCGUUCUGGCGGAUCUCGUCACAGCCACCGAAGCCCACACUCUCAUCGCCAGCGAGUCUACGUUUGA